Molecule: messenger RNA, 3094 nt
Organism: Miniopterus natalensis
Lineage: Eukaryota; Metazoa; Chordata; Mammalia; Chiroptera; Miniopteridae
Gene: SP2
Product: Sp2 transcription factor
Biological process (GO): regulation of transcription by RNA polymerase II
Molecular function (GO): DNA-binding transcription factor activity, RNA polymerase II-specific; RNA polymerase II cis-regulatory region sequence-specific DNA binding
Source: RefSeq, a predicted model, not a curated record
CAGCACUUUUAUUGGUGAACGCUGCCGUCGCUCGGGCGGUGGCGGGCUCCGGGAUUGGCGGGUGCAGGGCGGGCGGUGUCAGGCUCUCGGUGGCGGCGGAGGCGGCGGAGGCCAGGGAGGAAGAUGUCGUAAUGAGCGAUCCACAGACCAGCAUGGCCGCCACUGCUGCUGUCAGUCCCAGUGACUACCUGCAGCCCGCUGCCUCCACUACCCAGGACUCCCAGCCAUCUCCCUUAGCCCUGCUUGCUGCAACAUGUAGCAAAAUUGGGCCUCCAGCUGUUGAGGCUGCUGUGACCCCUCCUGCUCCCCCCCAGCCCACUCCACGGAAACUUGUCCCUAUCAAACCUGCCCCUCUCCCUCUCAGCCCUGGCAAGAAUAGCUUUGGAAUCUUGUCAUCCAAAGGAAACAUACUUCAGAUUCAAGGGUCACAGCUGAGUGCAUCUUAUCCUGGGGGUCAGCUGGUGUUUGCCAUCCAGAAUCCCACCGUGAUCAACAAAGGGACCCGAUCAAAUGCCAACAUCCAGUACCAGGCAGUCUCUCAGAUUCAGGCAAGCAGUGGCCAGACCAUCCAAGUACAGCCCAAUCUCACCAACCAGAUCCAGAUCAUCCCUGGCACCAACCAAGCCAUCAUCACCCCCUCACCAUCCGGUCACAAGCCUGUCCCCAUCAAGCCAGCCCCUGUCCAGAAGUCGGGUACGACUACCACCCCCGUGCAGAGCGGGGCCAACGUGGUGAAGCUGACAGGUGGGGGUGGCAACGUGACACUGACUCUGCCUGUCAACAACCUUAUGAACACCAGCGACACCGGGGCCUCCACUCAGCUCCUCACAGAGAGCCCUCCCAUCCCGCUGUCCAAGACUAACAAGAAAGCCAGGAAGAAGAGUCUUCCAGCCUCUCAGCCCUCUGUGGCCGUGGCUGAGCAGGUGGAGACGGUGCUGAUUGAGACCACAGCGGACAACAUCAUCCAAGCAGGAAACAACCUGCUCAUCGUUCAGAGCCCCGGUGGGGGCCAGCCGGCUGUGGUGCAGCAGGUCCAGGUGGUGCCCCCCAAGGCCGAGCAGCAGCAGGUGGUGCAGAUCCCCCAGCAGGCCCUGAGAGUGGUGCAGGCGGCAUCUGCCACCCUCCCCACUGUCCCCCAGAAGCCCUCCCAGAACUUUCAGAUCCAGGCGGUUGAGCCAGCGUCUACUCAGGUCUACAUCCGUACGCCUUCCGGUGAGGUGCAGACGGUCCUUGUCCAGGACAGCCCCCCAGCAACAGCUGCAACCACAUCUACCACCACUUGUAGCAGCCCUGCACCCCGCGCUCCCCAUCCGAGCGGGACCAGCAAAAAACACUCAGCUGCAAUUCUCCGGAAAGAGCGUCCCCUGCCAAAGAUCGCCCCCGCUGGUAGCAUCAUCAGCCUGAAUGCAGCCCAGCUGGCGGCUGCGGCCCAGGCCAUGCAGACCAUCAACAUCAACGGUGUCCAAGUCCAGGGUGUGCCUGUCACCAUCACCAACACCGGCGGGCAGCAACAGCUGACGGUACAGAAUGUUUCUGGAAACAACCUGACUAUCAGUGGGCUGAGCCCCACUCAGAUCCAGCUGCAGAUGGAGCAGGCCCUGUCUGGAGAGGCCCAGCCCGGGGAGAAGCGGCGCCGCAUGGCCUGCACGUGUCCCAACUGCAAGGAUGGGGACAAGAGGUCUGGAGAGCAGGGCAAGAAGAAGCAUGUAUGCCAUAUCCCCGACUGUGGCAAGACUUUCCGGAAGACAUCCUUGCUGCGGGCCCACGUGCGCCUGCACACCGGCGAGCGGCCCUUUGUCUGCAACUGGUUCUUCUGUGGAAAGAGGUUCACACGGAGUGACGAACUCCAGCGGCACGCCCGCACCCACACAGGGGACAAACGCUUCGAGUGUGCCCAGUGUCAGAAGCGCUUCAUGAGGAGUGACCACCUCACCAAACAUUACAAGACCCACCUGGUCACGAAGAAUUUGUAAGGCCCACUGAGGCGGGAAGCCCUGAAGAUGCAAUCCCCCUGGUGUCCUGCCUGGGCCCCUGGUGGAAAGGAGGCCCAUGGCUGCCCUGGACCCACCCUCACUCCUCCCUCCUGUUUUGCAACUGUCCUCACAGGAAGGGGGUUUGCUGCCCCAUGCUCACCUCCUUCUGAAGCCCCUUGGCUCUGCCCUGGCCCUUCCCUGUCACCAGACCGUGGACACUGGCUCUGCCCAAUGAGACGUUCUAAACCAGGACGAGUGGGAACCUUUAUUUCCAAAGGAAAAACAUGAAUUUCACUCCAUCGAGGAGCAAAGUGAGCCCCCUCACCCCCCCAACACUGCCGGAGUUGCAUCAUUGUGCCAUGCCCCUCUCUCUUGCACCUCCCUGGCCCCCCAGCCACCCUUGAUGCCCCAGGCCCUGCACCCAGGGCACCACUGGCAUCCACCACCUGAGAGGCUCAAGGGGCCGCCUCCACUCCACAUGCCCCAGCCCCGCUACAACUCUUCUCCAGCACAUUCCAACUUUCUAUUUAAAAAUAAAGCUACCCACGGACUCCCUCAUCCCUUUUUCUAUGGAGAACGUUGCCUUAUACUCUACUUCAGAUAAUGAACACUGUGUAUUGUGUGUGCUUUAAAAGUUUUAUUUAAUUGCUCCCUUCUUCCUGUCCUUGUUACUCACCUCCCCCAUGCCUGCUUUCAGUUUAGGGUUUUGGGGGGCAAUGAUGAGCAUAUGGAUUUUUUUUCUCACUAGCAAUUCCUUUUCUAAAUGACACAGCAUUUCAAUUCAAAUCUGGAUUCAGAUAAAAACAACUUCACAUCCUGAACCUUUCCGUUCUCCCUUCAUCUCACCCACCCCUACCGGCCCAAGCUCUAGUUAUGUACAGUGUAUAUUGUAUAAUAGACAAUUGUGUCUACUACAUGUUUAAAAACAUAUUGCUUGUUAUUUUUGAGGCUUUUAAAUUAAACAAAAUACAACUUUAUUUUUAGUUGUAACUGCUUGAGGUAUGUUUUAUGAUUGACAGAUUUGUUAUCCUUUAUUAACGAUGUACUUCUGUUGUUCAGCAGUGGGCUGACAAAAAUUUUUUCUUGCUAAUAAAUUUAGUUGCCUGAGGCAAAAUCUGCAA